Molecule: messenger RNA, 774 nt
Organism: Chelonus insularis
Lineage: Eukaryota; Metazoa; Arthropoda; Insecta; Hymenoptera; Braconidae
Product: putative odorant receptor 92a
Exons: 3
Coding region: 1-774 (257 amino acids)
Biological process (GO): detection of chemical stimulus involved in sensory perception of smell; sensory perception of smell
Cellular component (GO): plasma membrane
Molecular function (GO): olfactory receptor activity; odorant binding
Source: RefSeq, a predicted model, not a curated record
AUGCUAGUUCAAUACAAAGCAAAACUUGGACGAAAUAUCUGUAUUUAUCAACUUGGUUCAACAUAUUUUGUUUUAUUUCCAAUGAUUAUUGGAGCUCUACCGAUUUUUGUUCCCAGUGAUAAUAGUACUUUCAACGAAAGUGAACCAGUAUUGAGAUCUUUUCCAAUACAAACUCCCUACAUGUUUUCAAACAUUUCCGAUUGGUGUUAUAUUUUAGUUUUUAUUCUCCAAAUAUUUCAAUUAUUCUCAACUGUUACUGGAAAUGUUGGUGUUGAUUGUUGCUUUUUUGAUGAAGGAAUAAUAUUGAACAAUUUCUCUUCAAUUGUUCAACAACAUAAUCGAUUAAUUAAACUCGCUGAAUAUCUUGAAGAAAUAUUUAAUUUUAUCAUUUUUUGUAUUGUUGGAUCUAAUGUGGCACAAAUAUGUUUUUAUGGAAUUCAAUUAUUAAGAAGUCUACGUCAUGGGAAUUCGGUGAUAGCAAUUAAUUCCACCCUUUGCAUAGUCAUUUUGAGCUUUCAAAUCUUUUUAUACAGUUGGGCAGGAGAUCAACUUUCAUCAGCCUUCGAAAGCUUUAAAUUUAGUUCAUUUAACUGUGGAUGGGAUGAAAUGCCUUUAAAAUUUAAGAAAAAUUUGGUAUUUAUCAUGAUGCGCACUCAUAGACAAUUUAAUCUUACAGCAGGAAGUGUUUAUCGAAUGGAUCUAGAUAAUUUUAAAAAUAUUAUGAAAGCUAUUGGCUCAUAUUUUUCUGUUAUGCGAACAAUGUUUGAAUCCUAA